UGGUGGCCGAGGCGACCGUUAUCGCCUGUCGAUUGGGCGACGUUUGCUGUUGCACCUGCCCGGGGAGGGCACGCAGCCACAUUCUCAUGGCGACUUGAAGACGGCCUCCCCUCAGCUGAGAUGGCGUCCACGCUCCCGACAUCCGACCCCCAGGAGCCAAUACUAUUUGAAGAUCUGGCUGUGUAUUUUUCUCAAGAGGAGUGUGUAAGUCUGCACGCUGCCGAGAGGUCCCUUAGCAGAGAGUUCACUCAGGAGUGUUUCAAGGAUGUGGCCUUGAUGGGAGGGGAAACCAACACUGAUGUUAAUGAGCAAUUAAGCCUAGAGCCCAUGGAAAUUGAAAAGGUUUCCCUAGAAAAUCACUCCACUGCUACACCCUUAGUCAGUUACCCACAAAAUUCCUCUGAGCGUAGAGAUGGAAUCCCUGAAAGAAAUAUAUCAGCGGGAACGUCCACUUACAAGAAAAAGUUAAGAAGCCUUCUAAUUACUAUUGAAAACCAUACUCCAUUAGUAGAACUGUCUCAAUGUUUAGGAGUCAAAGCACUUUCUGAAAUUAUUGAGUUUCCCCCAGAAGAAACCAAAAAUGAGUACAAGUGUCCUGAAUGUGACCAAAGCUUCAGUGAUAAUUUAUAUCUUGUUUUGCACCAGAAAAUUCAUUCAAGAGAGAAAAAACAUAAAUGUGGUGACUGUGGGAAGAGCUUCAAUUAUAAAGCCAACCUGAGUACACAUGAGAGAAUCCACACUGGAGAGAAGCCUUAUAAGUGUACCAAAUGUGAUGCCAUCUUCCGCCAACAAUCACAUCUGUCCCGGCACAUGAAUAGCCACGUGAAGAAGAAACCCUAUACGUGUGGUAUUUGUAAGAGAGGUUUUAUGUGGCUCCCAGGAUUAACACAGCAUCAGAAAAGCCAUGCUGCUGGAAAAGAAUAUGAACAUGCUAACCGUGGGAAAUCUUUUGGUCAGAAAACAAAUCUGGCAUUGCCUGAGAAUACUUACACACCAGCAGCCCAAUACCAGCACGGUCAGUGUGCAAAGAGCUUCCAACAGCAUAUAUCGUACCCUCUUCUCCCCGAGAAGGGCCGCAAGAAAGAGUCUGAACAAUGCAGUGUUGAUGAUGAAAACUUUUUUUCAUUCUCCAGAUUCAAGCCUUUACAGUGUCCUGAGUGUGACAUGAAAUUUCCUUGUUUCUCAGAGCUUGUUUCUCAUCAGAACAUUCACAUACAAGAAAAGCUCUAUAAAUGUGAAACAUGUGCACAGAGUUUUGCUUUGGAUUCAGAACUUGCAUGCCACCAGAAGAGCCACAGGCAACAGGAGCCUUUUAAAUGUUCUGUUCGUGGGAAGAGUUUUAAGGUGAAUACGCAUCUCGUUAAUCAUAAGCGAACCCACAGGAAAAACACCCUGUAAAUAUAGUAAGUUUUCGUUAAUGUUUGGGUGUUUCAGUAUCUGUAUGACAGGAAAUUAUGUGCCAAGCACAGUGCUAAGCACUUUAUACACAUUCCAUGUAAUAUUUCAUUCUUAUCACAGCCCUCAUAUAGGCUGUAUUAUUUCUAGCUUAGAGUUGAGGAAGCAUAAGCAAUGUCACACAAAUAGUGACAAAGCUGGGAUCCAAACUCAGUUACUCAUCAAAUUCCAUUUGAACAUACUAGAGAAACACUUAGAACUUCUUGGUUUUUGUCUUGGUGGUGCUGGUUUUGCACAAAUGCUCUACUACUGAGCUAUAUCUUCAGCCCCCACAAUUUUUUUUUAAAGUUCAA
This is a messenger RNA of Octodon degus (degu), 1748 nucleotides long. It is a transcript of the gene Znf597, whose product is annotated as zinc finger protein 597. Bases 121 to 1398 code for a protein of 425 amino acids. The record is from RefSeq and is a predicted model, not a curated record. The transcript is spliced from 4 exons. NCBI's taxonomy places the organism in Eukaryota, Metazoa, Chordata, Mammalia, Rodentia, Octodontidae. Gene Ontology annotation, molecular function: DNA-binding transcription repressor activity, RNA polymerase II-specific. Gene Ontology annotation, biological process: negative regulation of transcription by RNA polymerase II.